Rhincodon typus (whale shark) is the source of this 3483-nucleotide messenger RNA. It is a transcript of the gene rhpn2, whose product is annotated as rhophilin, Rho GTPase binding protein 2. The transcript has 15 exons. Gene Ontology annotation, biological process: negative regulation of stress fiber assembly; signal transduction. Gene Ontology annotation, molecular function: protein binding. NCBI's taxonomy places the organism in Eukaryota, Metazoa, Chordata, Chondrichthyes, Orectolobiformes, Rhincodontidae. The coding region runs from base 1 to 2124 and encodes 707 amino acids. The record is from RefSeq and is a predicted model, not a curated record.
AUGUGGUCAAAAGACAGGCUUUCUCAGAUUUCUAAAACUGUCUUCAUGAUUGGAGAGACAUUACUGUUCUCUGGUCUUGCUGUGACACCUCCUCCUUUUCAUCUUCCCUCUGCCACCCUGGCUCUGACCCCAUGUACCACCUUGCCUUAUUUUCAGGGCUGCAAUCCAUAUGCUCAGACUGGGCGUAGCAAGUUGCAGAGUCAGAGAGUGACCCUCAAUCAGCAGAUCAUUAAAGCCAUGAGACUGCGGGCUGGAGCUGAGAACCUCCUUCGGGCGACUGACAACAGCAAGGUGCGAGAAACAGUGCUGCUGGAACUGAGUUUUGUCAAUUCAAACUUGCAGCUGCUGAAGGAGGAGCUCGAAGGGUUAAACAGCUCUGUCGAAGUUUAUCAGAACGAAAAGGCUGCACUCUGCUUUCCCCUCAUUCCACUGGGACUGAAAGAGACAAAGGAAGUUGACUUUGUGACGUCCUUGAGGGAUUUCAUCGAGGAGCACUACGGUGAGGAUCCAGCAGAAUAUGAGGACGAGAUCCUGGAUCUUAUGGACCUGCGGCAGGCUGCCCGCACUCCGAGUCGGAAUGAUCUGGGUGUCGAGCUGCUUAUAUCAUACUACAACCAGCUCAACUUGUUGGAGAGUCGCUUCCUACAGCCUAACAGACACCUCGGUGUCUUCUUCACCUGGUAUGACUCGUUUACUGGUGUGCCUGUAUGCCAGCAACACCUAUCUCUGGAGAAGGCCAGCAUACUGUUCAAUAUUGCAGGCCUGUACACUCAGAUUGGCACCCGCAGUGAUCGCAAGACCCAGGCUGGUCUCGACAGCUCCAUCGACGCCUUCCAGAAAGCAGCAGGAGUGCUGAGCCACCUGAUAGAAACCUUCACGCACACUCCGAGUUUCGACAUGAGCCCCUCGAUGCAGAACAUGCUGAUCCGUUUGAUGUUGGCUCAAGCUCAGGAGUGUGCCUUUGAGAAGAUGGUUCUGCCUGGGAUCCACAACCAAUACUUCAACCUGCUGCGGGUGGCACAGGAAGCUGCCAAGGUGUCUGAGGUGUACAGCACUGUUCACCAGUUGAUCACACAGGCUCCUAUCAAGGAGCAUGUCCCUGUAGCCUGGUCAUACACAGUGCAGGUCAAGCUGGAACAUUACAGAGCACUGGCCCAUUACUUUGUGGCUGUAGCAAUGCUGGAUCAUCAGUUGAAUUCCCAGGAUGACACUGACCAACAGGAGAUGCUUCUCUGCCAACUCUACGAUGCAAUGCCUGAUGGCCUCGCACCACUUUCCAUUCUGAGAAGCAAAGAGGAACGUAAACGUGUUGGGAAAGCACAUUUAAGGAAGGCCAUAAUGGGCCACGAGGAAGCUGUGAGAGUUCAGAAUCUCUGCAAAUCUCUGAAGAAGAUCGAGAUCCUACAAGAGAUCCUGAGAGUAUCCCACAAACGCUCACUCACCAAGUAUUCUGAGCAUGAACAGGAGGAUGACUUUGACAUGAUGAAUGCCCCAAAUAUAAUCGCCAAAAGUGAUCAAAAGAUUGAAAUGGUACAGCCUCAGUUCUUCAAGGUGAAAGUGAGGGACUUUUUCCACAAGCUGGGGCCGAUUGGUGUGUUCUCAGCAAAACAGAAAUGGACAGCACCUCGUAAAAUCCACCUGACAGCAGGGGACCAGGAUCGUGGCUUCACCCUGCAGGGGGAGUCAGCCGUGCAGGUUACAAGCUUGGACCCGACCAGUGAUGCUGCUCGGUCAGGCCUGAGAGAUGGUGAUAUCAUUGUGUCUGUCGCAGGGAAGGACUGUAAAUGGGGCUCGGUGAGUGAAGUGAUUCAGAUGCUGAAGCAAAUGCCUGAGAAUGGAUUAGACAUUCAAGUCAUCAGCCCUCAAAGCCUGGAGACUGUGCAGCUGCCCAAGUGUGCAACGUACAGCGGAGGGUUACCCAAGACAUACUCAUUGACGUGCCUGACUCUGGAUGAUGCAAAGAGCAGGAAAGGCAAGAAAGUGGUGAAGAAACUAUCAUUCCUGAACUGGGGUAUUAAGAACACAAAGAAGACAGCAAGUACAGUUAGCCUUCCCGUGGCAGUGGAUAGUGGUCCCCAGCAAAUUUCCAACAGACCGACAUUAGAUGGAAGCUGCCUGUACUGAGGGAUCCUUCCUGCUGACUGGACUCCCGAUUCUAACCCCUAACACAAUGUAGACAUCUCACCCUGCCUGUGCUCUCACUUGGACCAUAAGCCAGAAAAUGGAGGCUUCCUGAAUUAUGUCUGAAAGAUGUGGACAAGCACCGUUUAACUCCCACAAAGUGUCCUCAUAGCAGAUGCAGUAUGUUUUCUGCUUGAUGUUCAGCUGCCUUAAUCUCAACUCUUGCUAUGCAGCUCACUGUGACUGACCAAAAGUAUCACCCUCAUACACAUUUCAAUAGCUGAUCACUUUCUUCCCAGAAUGAACUUCUGUCUCGAUGUCCUACAGCAUAACUGGGAUGUCCUGGUUCUUCAUGCAUUGUGUAUGUGUUUCUUUUACAUCCUGCUCCACCCUCUCCAAUUGAAGCUUCCACUUGACACUUUGAUAAAUGACGAAGGGAGAGGGCAGAACACUUUUUGCUGACACACUGUCUCAGUUUCUGGUAGAAAUUCUGGUCACUGGUCAAUUAUCCUCCUGGUUGGUGCAAACUCCAGACAUGGGCUCAAACGGCCUAAGGUGAACUGACAUCUCCUCUAUCAAAUUUGAGUCUUUGAAGAAUGAACAAGCAACUGAUUCCUCUCCAUUUAAAAAGAAAUUUGUGUUUUGGAUUGCGGAGGUUGUAUGGCCAAUACAAUACUUUGUUAGUUUAUAAAUACUGUCUACAGGGUAGAUUUUAAAAUAUUACUGUUUGAUACUCAAAUGAAAAUUGUGCCUUAAUUUAAUAAUUAGAAUAUAAAUCUUAAACAGCAAGUCUGAUUUAUUUUUGGGUAUGUCUUUAACUAUAUUUUAACAGGGUCUAUGUGGGUUUAACUUCAGUGAAUAUUUAUAAAUUGUUUUGUACAGAACCUGUCCUAUAUUUAACAUUUAAUCAAGAUAUGUGGGAUUUUCUUUCCACUGAGCUCUGUCCCACUCUGUCUGUACUGUGGGAUGGGGAAGUCCGAUUAAUGGCUCUUUGUGAUCUGACCACUUGACUCUAUAGGAUAGGACCCAUUCCCCAAGGAAUGGCAUUUUCUUCCUGGAUAAACAGAAGUGCUAUUACCUAUGAAAUGAGGAGGUGGUAAGGAGCACUCCUCAGUGAAGAUUAUUACUGCUGUCCCUAACAAACUGGUGCUGCCCACAAGGAUGUCAUUGCUAUUGGAACUCUGUCCCGCUGGUUCAGCAAUCACACCUUGUACAACACAGAAAGAGAGAGAGAACGACACAUAACUUCUGCAGCUUGAUCCUUCAGCCAUUGUUUUAUAAUUGGAUUAAUUGUCACGAUUAAAUAAAAUCUCAUUGUACAGAUGUAAUGUGCAGAAAUUAAAGAUCAAAUUAAGUGUAAAA